This is a messenger RNA of Lecanosticta acicola, 1027 nucleotides long. The record is from the annotation of a GenBank genome assembly. NCBI's taxonomy places the organism in Eukaryota, Fungi, Ascomycota, Dothideomycetes, Mycosphaerellales, Mycosphaerellaceae.
AUGGUCAUGGACGACAAGCAAUUCCAGGAUGCAGUGCGAGGCGGCGCUCUUCUCUACGAGUGCAUGAGCCACAAUUCUAUCGACGAGAUCGACAAGGCUCUACAAAAGGCCGGCAAACUUGGCGAAGCGCAAAGCUCCCAGAGCCCAUUCAUCGACCCAGGUCGAAUGUUCUCACUGGGCUGGGUAGAGGGACCAAACGUCAAGGACAAGCCUGAAGAUAUUCUCGGGUCUGUUUUAAGAGACUUGGGGCUCUCCGACAAGGUGUAUCCGCAAGGAUCCAAUCAGUCCGUGGUUUGGAUGCAGAAUCAAGACAAGUUCGAUGGAAAGAAGCAGAAGGUAUUAUCCCUCUCCACUCCGCGAUAAGUCUCUUCGCUGACUGAACCUUGUAGCCAACAUAUGCUCACUACGACUUCUGGGUCAACACUAAAGACGGAGUCGUCAUCAUAACCAACGCGAAAAGCCCAAUGGCGACGAAGACGGCAGGAAUGGAAGGCAAACUGUCGAGCACCAUGAAAGGGACGAUAGAAGCGCAAAUUCCGAAACUCCACAAGAUGAGCGACGUAAGUAUCCUGCCCUCUCCUUUACGUGAGCCCAGAUUCUUACCAAUACAUAACAGGUCGUCUUCCUCGAAUACAUCCAACGAGCCAAGAACAACAAGCACGAUCCGAAAGGACUGCGCUACAUCUUCCACAACGUAGUCGAAACCGAAUCCACCAACGAGGUCAUCGAGCACGUCCUCAAAUCCAAAGGCUGUCCCCGCCAACCAUGGGAGUACCACGGCCGUUCCGGCGACUUCAGAAUCCCACCGGACUGGAAAGACAGAGUCACAGUCACACCCAACGAAGAAGGCUUCAAAGCGCUCUUGAGAUCCAACCAAGGAGCAUUCGUGGCGUGGAUGUUGCUUCAACAUAGGCAGCAGUUGGGCCAUAAGAGGGUGAAGCAGAUUGUGAUAUAUCAGGAUACGGAUCCGAUGGAGAAUGGAUAUAGGGGACCCAGCUUGAUGCUGGAGGUUGAAAAUGUUCAAUGA